AUGGUUCCCGAUUCCUCUCCCUCAGCAUCCCAGAGCGCAUUGCCGACUUCUGUGUCUAUGGACACGGAUCUAGAAAAACCCAUGUUGCCGGCGCCUCCCCCUGCGUUGGCGCACAUAUCAACUCUCGCAAGACAUAUUGCCACACAAGGCUUAAUGAAAGGUGCCGGGAGCGAUAUCACCCUUAAGGUCUUCAACAAGACCUACCGUCUCCAUCGCCUGAUCCUGACUCAAUCGGUCUUCUUUGAGACCAUGUUACAAGGCCCUUGGAAGGAACGCGCCCAGGACGUAGUCGAGAUCCAGAUCGAUGAUCCCAAUAUCACGCAGGAGGGAUUCGAGAUCGCCAUUGGGAAGCUGUAUGGUGUUUGGACCGAGGAGGACGACAGGGAUAUGAAAGACCCUCUGAGGGCCAAGGACACUACCGCAGGAAUCCAAAACGUCACCGCAGGCGGACAGACUAUCAGCGCAACCUCAUUAACGUCGCAGAAUGCACUCGCAGUUCUAGCAGCCGGCGCAUACCUGGGAAUCGAUGUGCUCUGUGAGCUUUGCACCACAUUCGUGAUCCGAACGCUUUCGAUCGAACACAUAUUGGAAUACGUGCAGUUCACCCACAACAGCAGCUACUACCCAUGGUCCGGGAAGAUCGCCGAGGCAUGCCGGGCCUAUCUCUGCAGGAAUGGAUUCGACGAUCCAAAGAUGAAGUGUCUCCAAGUAUUUGAGGGUCUACCAGCUUCGUGGCUGCUGAACGUGAUUGGAUCCGAUGCCUUCUGGGUGCCGAACGAGUGGGAGCGGUAUAAGUUCUGUCGACAGACAGUUUACAAUCGACGGAAAGCCAUAGCGCUGCUCGACUCUGCCUCGACAGCAUACGUGGAGACCGAUGACGAUGAAGCCGUGUACGAGGCCCUGUUCUCGACAAGCAUUGUUUAUAUGCACAUGACAUUUGAACAGCUGCAGGUGGUUAUGCAGGACCGUGAUCCGAUCUCUGGUCAGCGCUUCACGCACGCGGAAAUUGUCCAUGAAGCGCUUUGGCAACAGACGGAGAUGCGGACGCUGAUUGAGCAGAGCAACCGAGAAGAUGGUGCACUGGACGUCGUUGUGGAUGGCUCUGAGCCUUGGAAGAACCACACCCGACAGAGCAAUCUCAUCCCAGACCAGGAUAGAACUAUUGCAGGAGAUGCAAAUGACCCAGUGCAGCGCCUUGAUCCGGUGAAUCCAUUGAAUACGACGGCUGCGGGUCUGGGCGCGUUGAGUUCACCUCGGCAUUCGUUAUACGCACCAUUCCGAUUCAGUGUUGAGUUCGGGAAUGUGCAUUCGCUUCAGGAAAAUGUGCGCGUCUACUCCGAUGUGAUCUUCUAUGCUGGAUCCUACUGGAAUGUGUAUAUCCAGAAGCUAUCCUCAUCAAAAGGCCUGCAACUCGGUGUCUACUUGCACCGCCAUUCCUUGCCACAGGUAUCGCGCCCGUCCAAGAGACCGAAUCGAUCGACGCAGCCUUCUACCGAAGUCUCUCGGAACCCAUCGUUGCCGUUUGCCAUGUGGACAGGAUGGGGUCUCAGGGGGAACCACAUAGAGCAACGACAGCCACAGCAGCCCUCAAAGGCAUCGAUUGUAUCCUCACGGUGUUCGAACACUCACUCGCACCUAUCGCCCCCUCAUCAAGAACAAAACGCCCCUGCAGAUUUGGUGCAUAUCCCGGACCUGCCAGAUCUUGAAAAGACUGCGUUGGUUCCGAUUGAAGAGUCGUUCAGUUGUCAUAUUGACAAACGAGACAACACACGGACAUGGUUCAAGAUCUUUGCGGCCUCUCAAGGACCCUCACAUACUGUCAUGCAGUUUCAAAGCAGCCCUGAUGAUUUUAUGCUAAUGCAAAGCUGGGGAUGGCGUUCGUCCAGUCUGUGCACAGCUGCAUACAUGCCCAACGACUCUGAGCCCGCGAAUGACGAGGAGACCAAAUUCCGAACCGCAUGUGCUUCACCCUCUGCAAUCGAGCAAGAUCCUUCGAUCCAGCCAAAGACCUGGAAGGGAAAGCAAGUAGAUGCACAGCUGGACAUGAGCCGCAGGGUAGCGGAUCUGGCGAUUAGCGACCAUACACCAGUCCAGAACCAUAGAGCAAGAAGCAGCAGCAAUGACCUGGAAGUGGACGAGGGGCUGUCGCCUAUGGGGGUUGACGACGAUGUGAAAGACGGGCACGAAAGCGCUGUAGCUCAGAUCCAAAUCCAUCGCAGUGCAGAGGUGACGGAUCCAGAGUGCAGUUGCGUAGCCCAAGAGACGUAUGGGCGCCAUCACCACCACCAUCCUCUCUUGCCAUUGACGCUCAAGUUCAGUAUCGUCAUGGGCGUUGUCUGA
Gamsiella multidivaricata is the source of this 2340-nucleotide messenger RNA. RefSeq lists its product as uncharacterized. The coding region runs from base 1 to 2340 and encodes 779 amino acids. The record is from RefSeq and is a predicted model, not a curated record. The transcript has 3 exons. Lineage: Eukaryota; Fungi; Mortierellomycota; Mortierellomycetes; Mortierellales; Mortierellaceae. Gene Ontology annotation, molecular function: protein binding.